Messenger RNA from Geodia barretti, 3975 nucleotides. Lineage: Eukaryota; Metazoa; Porifera; Demospongiae; Tetractinellida; Geodiidae. The record is from the annotation of a GenBank genome assembly.
UGUAUAUACCUCUGACUUGUUGAAUGAGUCUGGCCAGAGACUGUAGGAGCGCCUGGACGAGGUGCUCGAACGAGUGUCGGCAGGGGAGAAGGCGAGGGUUGCGGGGGUACGGGCUGAGAUCGGCCGCGGUUCGCCUCUCCACGCGCCGCCUUCCGUCUCUUCUUCUUGUUCCCACCCCUUGCCUUUCUGCCUGCUGGCCGGUCAGCCAUCUCCUAGCUCAGCCUGUGGAAAACCCGAAGACUACGUCUUCCCCACGACACGUGUGUUGCGCAAGUGUGCUGAAUCAGCAGGUUAUUCCCCUCGCUCCGUGGUGUCCGAAUAACAAUCCGUGUCCGAACUUGCACCGUCAAACAUGUCCGGUAGGCUCAAGUACGCCAACAAGGUAAUCCUGGCGCCCAUGGUACGCAUCGGGACGCUACCCAUGCGAAGACUGGCGUUGAGAUACGGAGCUGACAUCGUAUACUGCGAGGAGCUGAUAGAUCAUAAGGUGGUGCAGUGCAAGAGAAUAGUAAACCCUAUUCUGGAUACCGUUGACUUUGUGUUGCCUGACGGAAUGUGUGUCUUCAGGACAUGCGAGGAGGAGAGAGAAAGACUAGUGUUUCAGAUGGGAACGGCUGAUCCACAACGAGCUCUAAAGACAGCAAAACUAGUGGAGGGAGAUGUGGCAGGAAUAGACGUGAACAUGGGUUGUCCGAAGGAGUUCUCUCUCAAGGGAGGCAUGGGGGCGGCUCUCCUCACUCAGCCAGAGAAAGUCAGAGAGAUACUGACCACUCUUGUGGAAGGAGUCUCCAAGCCGGUGACAUGCAAAAUCAGGAUCCUACCCACUUUGGAGGAGACUCUGGAGCUGGUGUCAGUGAUAGAGACCACAGGAGUGGCAGCCAUUGGCAUUCACGGCAGGACAAUGAAAGAGAGAUCCACCACCCCUUGUCAUUAUGACAUCAUCAGAGAGAUUUCCAGAAAAGCUUCAGUCCCAAUAAUAGCCAAUGGAGGGUCGGGUGAUGUGGCCACCUAUGAAGAUGUAGCUAGGUUCAAGUCAAGAGCAGAGUGCAGCUCGGUGAUGCUGGCAAGAUGUGCCCAGUGGAACCCUUCCAUCUUCAGGAAAGAGGGACCCCUGCCAUUAGACGAGGUGAUCAAAGACUAUGUGAGACUGGCAGUUGACUGUGACAACAACACCUCCAACACCAAAUACUGCGUGGCUCAGAUGCUCCAGUCGGCCAUGGAGGGCGCUCCGGGGAAGGCUCUUCUUGCUGCAGCUAACAUGAGAGAGAUAUGCGAAGUGUGGGGUCUGGUUCCUUAUCUCGACUCAGUUCUGGAGAAGAGAGAGAGAUUAGCUGAAUCCCUACCUCUUCAACUCCAGAAGGAACUGGGUGUGGCUACUUUUAAUCUGAUGACAUCAUCGGCAAAGCGUCGUCGGGCGGGGCCAGACGUGGAGGUCACCGAGGAGGGUGUGACGGAGAUGCUCGUUACCUAUGAUCGCAGGGAAUUCCCCGUCGACAAGACUCCCAAGACCUCGCUCUACGUCUACAGCCGCAGACACCACGGCUCCGCCCCUCGUUACAAGACUGUGGAGCGGAGUCGAGAUCGUCAGUUCAAGUCAGUCGUAACCGUUGGCGACCGGACGUACUCCUCCAGUCUAUGGGCUAAGAGCAAGAGAAAUGCAGAACAAAGUGCGGCCACAGUGGCUCUACUUGUGCUGGGCAAAGAACUACCAUACAAGGCCCCCCCACAGACACCCACAAACACUCCCAGAUAACCUUUUUCUUUCUUUUUGCCGUCAUUUCGCCUGUUAAUAUUAUCUCUACUUUUGAACACGAAAUCAGUGAGAUUCAUAAGUAUGAUAGUAAUAUAGGUAUAUAUGUUGUAGAAAAGAAGAGAGAAAAAGCAUUACAAAAAUGUUGGACACACACAGUAAAGAAAAUGGACUGCUAGGAAACUUCCACCGCUGCAUUGUUCAACGGAGAAGAAGGUGACGAGUCGUUUUCCCCGGGGCUGGCCGGUAAUUGGGGAUCGCUCUCGUGCCACGAUACGUACUGAACCAACGUCCGUGGGAGGAUGGCUGAAAACUCGAUCGAAUAUCUGAGAAUCGCCUUCGAAGCCAGACACUGGAGCGAGGUGUUCUGAGAUGUUGCUUUCCUCAGUUCGGCCACGAUAUCCGACCGGAGAGCUGGAAAUCCACACUCCUCCAGAGCCAAGUCGAGAGCCGUCUCUCCGUUGUAGUUGACGGCGUCCACGUGACACCCAAACUCUAUCAGUAUCUUCGCACACUCGAGGGCACUGUCCUCUCGUAGUUUGACUGCGAGAUGGAGAGGGAAAUUCCCCGCAGAGUCUUCGCAUUGGAGAGGGGUCCCGAGCUCGAGAAACUUGGCCAACAUCGAGUGAAGAGGGAGAUCUCCGUUGACGAUGUCGCGACUGGCGCCGCUGGUGUUGUCUGGAAGAUUCUGAAGGCAGGCGACUACGAGAGGGAUUUUGAGGUUCUCUGUCACUUUGAGCAGGUCUCUGGCCGCGGCGUUGAUUUUGUCGCACUCUUUCGCUCGCUCCAUUCGACCCUCGAUCAUGUUUGCGAUUUUCAUCCAGGCUGCGAGCAUGCGGGCAAGGCAGCUAACGACUUCCACCUCUGAUAUCUUGCUCUCGCUGGCCAGUUUGAACUCUUUGAGUCCCCAGCGGAAGUGGGGCUCGACCGGUGGGCGGAACUCGUUGGUGCACAUUAUGCAGAAUCCUCGCGUGGAGAAAAGCAGGUCCUCCGUAAUCUGCAAUUCGUACGCCAUUCUCGCGGCGUGGUCGAAAUCGAGCGAGCGAUGCCAGAGCUCGAUGCACUUGUCCCAGCGCUCCUCCGAGAGGGCCAUGUCGCCACUGAUGCGGAUGUAGAAGGCAGUCGUUGGGUGAAUCCUGCCUAGGAUUCUCUCGCAGAAGAUCGAGCUGACAAAGAACAUGUUGGUUUCGUCCAGGACAAUGGUGUCUAUUUCCUGCAGCGUCCGCGGCUCCUGGAGAUUGUCGUAGAUUUUAUCGGCCGGCGCGAUAUCUUCAAACUGUGUUGGAGACUCCAUGCGAAUCACGACAGCUUUUCUCAUCCACUCCUUGGCUUUCAUUUCGUCGCCCCCCAAUACCUCUUUUGCGGCCAGGAGACAGUAGCAGUCGUAGCGUUCCCGCGGUUUCAGCUUGAACUGUGAGUCGAGGAACUCCAUGACUUUGUCGUGACCAUAGCAGCAGGCCAAAAUGGACGGCGUGAACCCGACCUCGUUCGGGUUAUUCUUGGCCCCCGCCUUCACCAGUAUCUCCGCUAUCUGGACGGCGCCUGACUCCACGCAGACGUGGAGCGGCGUGUCCCCGUUGUGCCCGCGGUGGUUGACGUUGGCGCCUUUCUCGAUGAGCAGCUUGACGCACUCAGUCUUCUUCAUGGCGGCGGCGAUGGUCAGCGGGCUCUGGCCGACCUGGUUCGGCUUGUCGAUGUCCGCCCCACGCUCGAUGAGGAAUUCGCACACGUCGCAGUGACCGUCGAACGCUGCACCACGCAGCGGGGUGGAUCGGGAGUCCGUGGUGUGCUCCAUCUCGGCGCCCCGCUCCACUAACAGCUGGACGAACUUCAGGUGGCCCAGAGUCGAGGCCGUCCAGAGGGGCGUGGCGCCUUCCACAGGGUAACCUCCCUCGAUAACGGCGCUAGUCUCUUGCUCCAGGUUCACUUCGUAGUUGUCCAACAUGUGUUUGAACGCGUCGAAAGAGUUCUUGAGUACGGCCACGACAAGCGGAGAGCGAUCGGCGUCCACUCGGGCCUCUAGCAGCCGCUCCCGGAACAACUCCAAUAAGUGCUCAUCUCCCUUCAUCUUCUCGACCAGUUGCUCCACUUCGUUUUUCUUGACAUGAGAGAUCACGUCGUGGAGCGGGUCCUUUUUUCUGCUACGAGUCUUCUUCCCCGGCGUCCGGAUGAUACCGUUCCUCUGGUCCAUCUUCCGCCUGUCCGUGUCACAGUUUCUCGCUUUU